This is a messenger RNA of Suillus bovinus, 198 nucleotides long. RefSeq lists its product as uncharacterized. The annotation marks the transcript as partial. The record is from RefSeq and is a predicted model, not a curated record. NCBI's taxonomy places the organism in Eukaryota, Fungi, Basidiomycota, Agaricomycetes, Boletales, Suillaceae. The transcript has a single exon.
CUUCCAAAACAACAUAUCAGCAUGCUUAUCUGGCUUCACACAAAGCACAUUUCCCUCAACCAACAUCUAUAUCAUAUCAGAAAGAGCCCUACACUGAAUUGCCUGCACUGUGAAAACAUGAAGGAAACUGUGCUUCAUUUCCUUCUUUCAUGCCCACACUAUGCUAGAGCACACCACAUCCUCACCAUGACCCUAUGA